Messenger RNA from Oryctolagus cuniculus (rabbit), 3565 nucleotides. RefSeq names its product Wnt family member 4 (gene WNT4). NCBI's taxonomy places the organism in Eukaryota, Metazoa, Chordata, Mammalia, Lagomorpha, Leporidae. Gene Ontology annotation, cellular component: extracellular region. Gene Ontology annotation, biological process: cell fate commitment; canonical Wnt signaling pathway; multicellular organism development. The record is from RefSeq and is a predicted model, not a curated record. Gene Ontology annotation, molecular function: frizzled binding; cytokine activity.
CGCCGCUGCCGCCGCCGCCGCCGCCGCCGCAUCCCGGCUCUGGGGCGGCGCUGACAGUCUGGUCCGCGCCGGGCAGCGGGCGCACAGCGGGCAGGGCGGCCGGCAGGCACGGAGGCAGAGCUCCGCGCGCGCCCCGGCCCGCGCCCCGCGCCGCGCCGCAGCCCGCCCGCGGGCGCCCACCUGCCGCCCCGACGGGAGGCCCCCCGCGGCCGCAGCCGCUGCCCCGGGCCGGGCGCCCGCGGCGGCACCAUGAGCCCCCGCUCGUGCCUGCGUUCGCUGCGCCUCCUCGUCUUCGCCGUCUUCUCGGCCGCCGCGAGCAACUGGCUGUACCUGGCCAAGCUGUCGUCGGUGGGGAGCAUCUCCGAGGAGGAGACGUGCGAGAAGCUCAAGGGCCUGAUCCAGCGGCAGGUGCAGAUGUGCAAGCGCAACCUGGAGGUGAUGGACUCGGUGCGCCGCGGCGCGCAGCUGGCCAUCGAGGAGUGCCAGUACCAGUUCCGGAACCGGCGCUGGAACUGCUCCACGCUCGACUCCCUGCCCGUCUUCGGCAAGGUGGUGACGCAAGGGACUCGGGAGGCGGCCUUCGUGUACGCAGUGUCCUCUGCAGGGGUGGCCUUCGCGGUGACACGGGCGUGCAGCAGCGGGGAGCUGGAGAAGUGCGGCUGUGACCGCACGGUGCACGGGGUCAGCCCCCAGGGCUUCCAGUGGUCGGGAUGCUCGGACAACAUCGCCUACGGCGUGGCCUUCUCGCAGUCCUUCGUGGACGUGCGGGAGAGGAGCAAGGGUGCCUCGUCCAGCCGGGCGCUCAUGAACCUCCAUAACAACGAGGCCGGCAGAAAGGCCAUCCUGUCACACAUGCGGGUGGAGUGCAAGUGCCACGGGGUGUCGGGCUCCUGCGAGGUGAAGACGUGCUGGCGGGCGGUGCCGCCCUUCCGCCAGGUGGGCCACGCGCUGAAGGAGAAGUUCGACGGCGCCACCGAGGUGGAGCCACGCCGGGUGGGCUCCUCCAGGGCCCUGGUGCCGCGCAACGCGCAGUUCAAGCCGCACACGGACGAGGACCUGGUGUACCUGGAGCCCAGCCCGGACUUCUGCGAGCAGGACUUACGCAGCGGCGUGCUGGGCACGAGGGGCCGCACCUGCAACAAGACGUCCAAGGCCAUCGACGGCUGCGAGCUGCUGUGCUGCGGCCGCGGCUUCCACACGGCGCAGGUGGAGCUGGCGGAACGCUGCAGCUGCAAAUUCCACUGGUGCUGCUUCGUCAAGUGCCGCCAGUGCCAGCGGCUGGUGGAGCUGCACACGUGCCGGUGACUGCCGCCGGCCCAGUGCCCGGGAAGGCCAGUAAUUUAAACAGUGUCCCACCAGCUACCCCAAGAGAUACUGGUUGUAUUUUUGUUUUGGUUUGGUUUUUGGGUCCUCAUGUUAUUUAUUGCCGAGAUGAGGCAGGCAACCCCAAGGGCACCGACUGGGGCCUCCCCAAAGCCUGAGCCUUCGUGGCUGCCGCUGACCAAAGGGACCGUGUUCGUGCCCCUGGCUGUCCACACAUGGCCGCUGCUGACCACUCGGUUACCUGUGUCCGCCUGGCUCCUUGCAGACUGAAGGUGGCUAACACGGAGUGCACCAGCCCUGCCCGCCAGUGGGGAGGACAGGCCCCCUCCUGCCUGGAAGAGGGCUCACGACUGUCCACCCCACACUGGCAUGGAGAGCCCUGGAAAGGGAACGGCGGAUGGCAGGUCAAGGGCGGCGGGUCACUUGAGCCCUCACCUGAGCACCUGUCUAAUCUCCGUGGGACCUUCCAGCAAGCUAGAGCAGGCGGGAUGAGGGCGGGAGAAGGCCACAGCCCCUGCUCGGACGCCAGCCUGUCCCAGCUGCCCCUUGGGAGGGGACAAUGCCAACCUCCCCUUCCAGUCCUUCUCGACAGGAGCGUGGGCUGCCAUCCUGGCUCAGAGCACAGCAGCCACAGCCCUAAGUCACCGCCUCACGGUGACUCUGGGAGGGAACACACACACACACACACACAUGCACACGCACAGAGGGAAGGGCUGUACAAAAGUCCUGUCCCAUGAUGUCACUCAUUUCAUACAACUCACUGAGCACCAUCCGUGCCAUGUCCCCUGGUGAUCACAACAGUCUGAAGGCAGACGAAACAGGGGUGAGUGCUUCUCUUCCAGCAGUGGGGGCAGUGCAGGCCGGGCCCCAGCAGCUGAGUGGAGAGCCGCAGACACCCCCUACUCAGAGGCGGGCACUGCAGGUCUCCGUGGGGCCGGGCUUUGGGGAGGGGACUCCAGCUGGAGGAAAGGGGGCAGGGAAGCAGCAGGAGCCAGAGACCACAGGAUGAGCUGGCCAUGCUGUUCCAGAGGGUGGAACAGGCUUGGAGGGAAGAGGGGAACAGCUGGAAGGCUGGUGAGGCCUCAGCCGCUGAGGACGCCCUCAUACUGGAACCUGUAGGCCGCCGAGGCCUGGGGCACCAUGGGGACUGCCAGACUCCAAGUCCAGGCCUGACACUGAAUAUCAUCGGGAGCCCCAGCUUUCCCAAGCAAGACUGGCCCUGGACCCAGCUGCUUCUCAGCUGGACUCCCAACCACCAGAGGAAUCUCCCAUCAGCAGUCACCAAGUGGCCCCACGCUGGGGCCCCAGGCUCCAGGUUGAUGGUCUGCCGUCCGGACCCCCCCAGGGGUUCCAGACUCCAAGCUCUUGCCUCCUGGGUUCAGUACUGAAUCCCAAGUUCCAGAUUUGUGGGCUUCGGCCUGCAGAAGCUCCCCAGGCCUUGUGGUCCGUGCCUCCUGCCACUGGCUCCCUCACCAGGAAGGUCGACCGCUUUGGCCCCCAGCCAAGCUCUCUGCUCAACGUCCAUCCGAGGAGGCCAAAACCAAGUGGGAUGCUUGAGCCACAUUUGAAUGGGGGGUAAUCUCGGGGCAGGCCGGCCCUCAUGGGGAUGAAAGCUGAGCCGACUCAGUGUCCCCACAGCUGUGCAGCUAGGCUCAGCUCCCUCGCUGGCAGACAGAGAGAGCGUGGGGACCCCUCCCUUCAGAGACAAGGCAGAGCCAUUCUCCCCGACCCAGGGGACCGAGGGCACUUCCCCAGGACCAAGUAAGAAGGGCUGUGCCCUCUGCCCGCCAGGGAGCUCCUCAAGGCUGACCCUCCUGGGGUUCUGAGGGCCAGGACCCCGGUCUGAGAUGCUGGGAGUCACUGCCAGCACACCACCACUGCUGAGGUCAAGGGCAUCCACAGCCACAGGAGGGUGUUUCCUUGGACACGCCCAGCCCCAGACUGUCCGUCUGAAAACAAGAGGGACUCGUGUACACCUGACAGCCCGCCCACCCUCGGUCCCACAGGGGCCUGGAAACUGGCCGCAGGGGCUACGUCCUGCCCAAACCGCCUUCCACUGGUCUUGUCCCAAGGCAAAGGCGAUGUCCUCUGAGGCCUGCGUCUGGGUGAACCCCAGCUCUGGAUGCUGCUACCCCACGCUGCGGCCCCCACCCCACCCCACCCCCAGUUUUUAUACUAGGCUCCUUGCCACUGUGACAGCCCAUGACAUAGUCUGAUGCACGAUAAAAUGAUUAUUUCUUUA